Messenger RNA from Fraxinus pennsylvanica, 1371 nucleotides. NCBI's taxonomy places the organism in Eukaryota, Viridiplantae, Streptophyta, Magnoliopsida, Lamiales, Oleaceae. The record is from the annotation of a GenBank genome assembly.
AUGGAAGCAGCUACUUCUUUGGUAUGUUCAAAAGUCACACCUUUUGGGUUUACAUUCCCGCCCAAACACAGUUUAACCUCGUUCAGACCUUUCAACAAACAAUUCGAAGACAGAAGUUUAUCCGUAAAAAAUGCCCUCGCCCUGAACAGUCUGAAGCUUAUCAGAACUCCUUUAAAUCGCUAUGUCUUACAUGCAACCAAGUUUGGUAAUCUACCUAGUUUAUCACUGAAGAGCUGUGGAAAUCCCUCUCGUUUACAGUCAAAUUUUGCAUCUCCGUUAUCUGCUGCAAAUUCUGAAACUACAAAUCGUUUCCACCUGCUCAGAUGCUCAUAUUCAAGUUCCGAUGCAAAGAUUGCUGACUCACAGAACCCCUUGCUGAAAAGUCUCAGAAAUUUCAAUUUUGUGUCUUUGAAAUCAACCCUUUUGCAGUUGACCCCAGUUGACAUUUGCAAGUGGUUUUUGAUAUUCUCAGUUGCAAUUGCAGCGUCAAAAUGGAGUCUGACUUUACUCUUCAACCCAUUUUUCUGGAUGUAUUUUAGCUGGACGUGGUUGUUCUGGCCAUGGUUAGUAGCAAUUGGCCUUGCAAUUUAUGGCUUUUAUAGUCUUAAAAAGCAUUUAGGGGGUGAAGCUAGUGUGCUAGAGCAACUUGCCAUCGUUACCUCAGCUUUCACUUGGCUAACAUUAGCCCCACCUGCUCAUUUCAAUGGCUUUCUUGAAGGAUGGCCCUUUGUGUUCUUUUUCGUGUACCAUUAUUUCUUUUUCCUCAAUGUGAGUGUCCGAAAGCGGUUAUAUGGUGAUUAUUAUCCUAGGAAGCAUGAUACGAAGUGGAACAUUAGUCUGCCCAAUUGGCAUAAGCUUUUGUUUUGUGUUGGAGUGAUGGUUGGACAUUGGCUAGCAGCAUAUGAAGGGACAGAACUGCAUCUAAUUCCUGGUGGGUGGAACAUUGUGGGUAUUUGGCUUUUGAUUGUGUUGACUGUGUUCAUGCAGUAUCACUCCACUUUGUAUUUGGCUAAGUAUUCCGAGAAGGUGGUUGUGCCCACUGCUGUUGUCCAGUUUGGGCCAUACAGGUUUGUUCGCCACCCGAUCUAUGCGUCCACGAUGCUCCUGUUUGUUACAUAUUUCACUGCACUCAGAGCUCCCAUGAGUGCUCUAUUUAUAGUUGCGGUUUGUAUUUUGUACUAUGGGCAAAAAGCAAAAUUAGAGGAGGGCUUGAUGCUAGAGACUUUUGGAGAGAGGUAUACCGAGUACAUGAAUAAGAUCCAUUUGCCCAUCCCUACUUCUGUCAUUAUACCAGUCUUCUUGCCUCCUAGCAUCAACAGUAAAAACUACUAUUCUGUUAUUGUUUCGUUAUAUGGCACUGUUGCUCCAUAG